Messenger RNA from Drosophila yakuba, 5948 nucleotides. It is a transcript of the gene tea, whose product is annotated as protein telomere ends associated. Lineage: Eukaryota; Metazoa; Arthropoda; Insecta; Diptera; Drosophilidae. The record is from RefSeq and is a predicted model, not a curated record. The transcript has 10 exons. Bases 220 to 5886 code for a protein of 1888 amino acids.
CGUGUGCUAUUGAUAAAUAGCGAAAGUGGUGUGAAAGCCCCAUGAGCCUUUCAGAAUUUUGCAAAACGGUCACACUGUGAUAUUCACCCAAGAUUAUUUCGCGGUAUUAAAAUGCGUAUGCAUUGAUAAGUGGAAGUUGUUUACGAUCGACAACAAAUAAGGGACACAGUAAAGCUGUAACACUUUACACAUUCCAAAAUAUCUGAUUUCAGGACCAACAUGUAUCCAGUGUCCUUUGCGGCAUUUCAAAAGUUAAUCGUUAAUUUGCCAGAUAUUGCAAGUGAGUUGAGAAUUGCCAAUGGAGACAAAAAAACGGUGGCCGAGUGGAGCCGAUGGUACUACCAAGAGUUCUACCGGAAUCCCAGCAUACGGACACGAUUCCCUUUCAAGGUAGCGCCGUGUCCCAGGCGGACACGUGACAACUUGCUGAAAGUGCCGGAGCCAGGAGCACUGUCACAAAACGAGGCUUCAGACGUGGAAACUGCAGGACCAUCUCAAAUAGAGCAGCCCGUAUCCGACUUCCUAGUUAAAGGCAGUCAAUCGACCUUCUCUGAAACCUCGAAAAUGAACAAUGCAGUUGAUUGUGAACCACCAGGAUCGGAAUCUGUCGAAGUAAUUGUUAAUGUGGAGAGAUGUGGCACCUUCCGUUUUCCGGUAUCAUUUGAAAAAUUCGAAAAGUGCAUCAACAAAAUGUUACUCUUUAAAAAAAUUGUAAGGAGCCUAGAACACUGCCUGGUCCUCCUGUCCGAUGAUGAGUGUCGUCUUCGUACACUGCAAAAGUUUUACAACCGCUUUUACAUGUAUCCAGAAAAGCGAACCUCAACAAACUUCUUCAAUGAAUCGACAGAAAUCCCUUUGGAAAAGUUGCUCGAAUCUGGCAAACCGUUAGACAAAAAAGCGAUGAAGACCAUGACGGAGCUCGCUGUAAUGAAAUCCCUUAAGAACAAUUCAAUCGUCAGCUUCGAGCUGUUUAAGAAAAAUAUGGCAAACCUAUCGGACAUUGUGGAGCAAAUGCAGCGGCUUGACGAUAAUUAUGCGAAAAAAGACGUCCAGGAGUGUGCCCUAGACUAUUACCUGGCGUUCUACAUCACUCCGAGGAUCCGAUAUAAAUACGCAUACAAACUAAAGCCAUGUAAUUCGGCUGUGAAGGCCUGCAUGCUGUCCAUUCUCGGCAAAGAUAUAGCCGAAAAGCUUAGGCAAAGCCUACCCCAGUUGGCUACUCCCUCUCCAGGACUUGAUUCGCGCAGGCCAAUGACUUAUUGUAGUAGUGAGAAAGAAGGUUCAUUAAUUUCUCAGAACACCAAUGACUCUUCACAAAUCCAAUCUAGUCCCAGUAAGGGCGAAGGGGUAUCCCAGUUAGCUACUCCUACGCUAGAGCACGAGCUGCGUGUCCCCAAAUCUCCCGAGAAGAGUACUGCAGAAGUUAGUAGCACGAAUGAAGGCCUAUUGUGGGCACAUAAUGCCCAAAUUUCCCAAAACCAAGCUAAUCUCAGGAACGAAGUCAACAAAGUAAGCAGAUCUAUGCCGGCACUCGCUACUAGUUCGCCAGAACGCGAUCUGAACAGGUCCAAAGCUCCCGAGAAUUCUGCUAAACUCCUAAGUCCCGAAGUCAAAACCCCUCAAAGCAAGGGGGUUAUUACUCUACCCUUAGGUUUAGAACUGCCCAUGCCCAAGGCACCUGAGAGGCCUGCUUCGAUAACCAAAGCUUCUGACGAGACCCAAUCCAGACCUGAAGAGACCAAAGAUUCUACCGAAGUAUCAGAGGUAUUCUUUGUGACGGAUGUUGAAGUGGACCUUAAAAAACAUGGACGCUUUAUUUUUCCCGUUUCACUUGAAACUUUUCGUUAUUAUAUUAAUUAUGACGAGAUUAUCCGACCAAUUCUAUUAAAUAAUCAUGUUAAAGACGAACAUCAACUGGCAAAAUUAAGUUCUGAUCCCUCAAAUCCCCAAUGCAAAAAAUUUUUCCGUCAGUUUUAUAAUAAAUUUUAUGCACGCAACGAUGUUCGUAAAAAAUUCAAUUAUAAAUUUAAUUGCAUUAAUCCUAAGAUGCUGGCUAAGCUUACAGAAAAAGCUAAGCCACUGGAUGAGAAGGCCCUUCUUACAAUGAAUAGAGCAGAUAAUGGAAAGACCCAUAACGAACCCAAAUGCCAGGAUUUUGCUCCUGAAGAAGCACCAGAAAAUUGUCCCCCAAAUCCCAUUACUUUAGAGAUGUUUAAACGUCAUGUAAGGAAUCUCGAUGAUAUUGUUAUUGAGAUGCAGAAAAGCGAUAAGUACAAAGAAAAAAGCAAGGAGGAGGUUAUUCAGGACUACUAUAAGGGCUUCUAUUCUGGAACCGAGAUGAGGAAGAAGUUCGCUUGCCGAUUUAAACCAUGUCCCAGCAGAAAGCUAAAACAAUUGCUUAGUUUUCCACCGAAAAUCAAGGAGGGAUACCCAAAGGACCAAAAUUACAGUGUGGCUUGUACCACAGAAAAUACAAGUGAGGAAAGUUGCCUGCAGUCAAACAACCAAGACGAGUUCGCUGUAACCAAGAAUGUGAAACAAAAAACUCAAAAUAUCGCUAAAGAGAACAGACCAACAGAAAACGGAAAUAUACUGUCCAGAAGGACGCCUAAUUUGGCUGACGACAAGCACGAAGAAGAAAGACUGCCAUGUCCCGUAUCCUUAGAGAUAUUUAAACGUCAUGUGAGCAAUCUAGAUGAUAUUGUUAAUAAAAUGCAGAAGUGCGUUGAGUACAGAGGAAAAUCCAAAGAUGCGGUUAUUCACGACUACUACAAAGGCUUUUAUUCUGGACCGGAGAUGAGGGAAAAGUUUGAUUUUCAAUUUAAGCCGUGUACCAGCAAUAUGCUACAACAAUUGCUUAGUUAUCCAGAGAAUAUUGAGAACGGUUGUCUACAGGAAACGAAUGGCUUUGCGAGGUGUACCACAGAAAAAACCCGCAAGAAAAGUUGCGUUGAGUCCAAUAGCAAACCAACGUUAACUGUUCGUAGAAAUGCAUUGGAAAUCUUAAUGAAAAGCAGAAAAAGAACUGACAUCGUAAAAGAAACAAUCAAAAAACCGAUGACUAAACAAAACCAGUCUCAGUUACAACCAGUGCCUAACCAUGAAGACGCAUUAGAUGUCCCGGAAGCUGUCACUGAGCCGAAUCUCAAGAAUCAAGACAUAAAGUCAGCGAAAAUGCAGCAUGAACAAGCCGUUACGGAACACUCAAGAUAUUGUAGUCUUCGUAAUGCUGAAAGGCUUUCAGAUCUGUUGAGCAAACAGAAGACAGAGUGGAAUUAUAAGGCCCAUAACUUUCUCGAUAAAUUGUUUGAUGGUAUCAACUGCCCAGUAACACAAGCUUUUCUAAAACAACAAUAUAAAAGGUACGCCGCAUUCCAAGGAAACAAAAAGACAAAUAUUUAUACCAAUGCCGGCCACAUUGCAUCCGACACUGCUGAAGACAAAGAGCCACAAUCGGAUUCAAAUUCAGUUGACUUUGAAGGUGUCCGCAUAGCUCAAGCAGCUGACCCACAAGCAACAAAAAUGCAUACAAAUCCUUCUAAGCGGAAAGCGUUGGAACCAAGUUCGAAGACAACGAAAGAAAGCAGCUCUGUUAAAUUAAAUGAUUCUCUUGAAAAUCCGGCUCAGAUGAAAAUAAUCCAUGCUGAAUCAUCUGGUAAUUUAAGACACUCCCCGAACAGUUCAAAGGUCUCAUAUAUAACUACCACUGGAAUUGAAAGCGGAUCGACAAAAAUUCCAGAAGAUGAAGCAAUGGUUACAACAGACGUAAAUCCUGAAAAUGCAACCAGUUCACCACAGAACGAAGGAAAUCAAUUUCUUCUCGAAAGAGCAAAGGAAUUAUUUUUUGCGGAAAGUAGCAAGGAUCACAACCUGAAGUAUUUGAUCUGCACAAGUGAUGGGUUGAUGAGAACCAUUUGGCGCAUACUCUACCAACUAAAUCUUCAAGAAUUCUCCUAUUACACGAGCAUUCACGAUGCCGAGGUCUUGUACCAAAGCGAAGACGACUUAGAGCGUUGCUUUAAGCAUGUCGUGGACCAUGGCAACUGGCCUGUAAAUCUAUGCGUAUUACUGCCACGUUUGAAGCAACUGCUUCACAAUAAGGGAGUACACCUGGAAAGGCUAAAUCUGUCCAAUAUAUCGCCUAAAAUAGUGAGCCCUUGGGAAUUAAGUUCCUACUCGGAUUUCGAUCUCAUCGUUGAACAGGAGUACAUGCUGCGCUUUGGCGAGGAAAUUGAUGAUGUGUUGCAAUUGUGCCAAGAGAGAGAGAAACUAUAUGCGUCCUGUUGGGCUAAUAACCAGUGGAUACCACGAGUUCCACAGAUCGCUGAUGAGACACUGAAUGCUGAAAUCGGAGUGGUGGAGCCAGUUCCAGAAAAGAUUUUUUUGAAGAAAAUAUGUGGCGUACAAGAUGGAGAUGUGACUACACCAACUGAAGUAGUUUCAGUUCCCACAAGUCCAAGGACUGUUUGUGCUUUAUUAUCGACCCAACAUGGUGAAGAUGAACUUAGUCAGCCGCCAUCACAGCUCAACAGUUUGAGUUUUGUGGACGUGACGAGUGUUGAAUCUGCCUCGCAAGUUUUACAAACGGCAGUCGAUCCUCUAAUAUCCGAUCAAAUUGAGGAAACGUCACAGGUGCCAAAAACUCCAACUAACACGGCAGCGUCAUUGCAAAUGGCAUCUGUCAAGCAGGAACCCAUCACUUUUCUUAAUAACCAACGGGCAAUUUGCGAAACUGAAAAAUGUCAUUGGGAGCACAUCAAUCCCGAGGAACAGACGAUAGACAUAGACGCCAACGAAAGCGAUGGACCAAGUCUGUCCUGCUUUGCCAUACAGAAUCAGAAUUCCGAGGACCAAAUUGAUUUUAUUCUAGAGGAUUCUAUGCCCGCAGACGAGCAUGAUUACGCCAAGAAAACCGAUCCGCCAAAAGCCACAGAUCCUGCUGAAUUGGGGACCAAUGAAAACACGUUGAGCGGUCGUGAUAAGUCAGCCUUUCAGGUUUCUGUAAUUCCUAAAAAGAGACAGGCAGUCAGCCCAGUAUUAAAUUGCAAGCGAAUUAAACUGAUGAACGACAAGGUUCCGCAACUAAGGCACGAGUUUCAGCCUUUGCCGAUGGCUGUGGUCCAGAAUAAAGCGGUUAGACUUUCCGGCUCUCAAGAUAUUAGGACUGCAAAAACCAAACCCACGGAAAUACCUCCAAAUCCUCAAAUAAACAUUACUCCAUCGCAGGAUUUCGCAGUCGGCAAUACACUGUUGGAAUGCUCCGAGCUACAAGAUCUACUAGAUUCUAACGAUGACAGUUCUUGCAAGGUAAAUAAAGAAGAUCAUCCGGUUUCUACCAUUGCUCCUACACCGAAGCGCCAUGUCGCUUCCUCUCUCCAAAGCAGCGUUGUAUUCCGCGAUCUUGAGCAAUUCAUAUUUUUUAAAUCGCUAACUCUAGAGCAAAUAAUAAAGCACCAAAUCGAAGGACAUCUGCCUGGGGCAACUUAUCAGAAGGCGUUGGUCAAGGUCAACGAUAAGUUGUGCAAUGUCAGGGGUCCUGUGAUCGCAAGUCUUUUUCCCUACCUCUCGUCCACGUUGCGAUCUCAUAUGGAGCUAGUGCUCUAUGAUUUGGGAGAAUUCUGCUACAAACACAGCUGGCCGGCACAUAUGGAUGCCACAGUGGACUUUCGCAACCGGGUUUUAUCCGUAUUCAUGAGUUUAAGCCCGAAAUUCGCAACACUUUCCAUUAACUUCGAUAAUGAAACCAGGGAAUGGGGUACCUGCAACGAAGUCACCACGGGUGAUAAGCCAAUAGACCAACGGGAUACUACCUUCAAUGCAGUAGAGUUGAUCAAGCCAAACAUUCUGAACAGUAUCGAAAAGUUAAAAUGUAAAUCGGUUACUUAAAAUUCACCGAAUCAUUCAUUAUAUGGCAUUAUUUAUUAUAUAAAUUUGUUAUUUGAAUAAAU